This is a messenger RNA of Synchiropus splendidus (mandarinfish), 3518 nucleotides long. It is a transcript of the gene micall2a, whose product is annotated as mical-like 2a. The transcript is spliced from 17 exons. NCBI's taxonomy places the organism in Eukaryota, Metazoa, Chordata, Actinopteri, Syngnathiformes, Callionymidae. Gene Ontology annotation, molecular function: protein binding. Bases 460 to 2694 code for a protein of 744 amino acids. The record is from RefSeq and is a predicted model, not a curated record.
UUGGCCGCAAUAAGAUUCGAAUUACAGCCAGAAUCACAACGAAUGUUGCAGUGUUUAACGGAAGUUCGCGAUCACAAUUGUGGUCAAAUCGAUGCAUUCAAUGACGUCUAGUAAUGACGUAUGCAUUUAAAUGUGCCGCGUUUACAUUGACUUACGUUUCAGUUAAACUAUUUUAAAUGACACAAAACUAGAGUGGGCGACUUUAUUGACUUUGUUGGUAGUUGCGAGCCGGUCGGUCGAAAUAUUUAGGUGGUUGUCAUUCAUUAUAAACGAGGGCUGAAACGCAACGCGGCAGCUCGGACGGUCACGCAGGUGGAAGGAGGAAAACAGGACGCAGCUGCGACGCUGAACUUCACCGCCAAACAGCGACGCGCGCUUCGAGUUUCUGCCCUCGUUUCCUCUUCUCCUCUCCCGCCAGUCGCGUCUCCCCAGUCCGCGAGAGCGUGUGUCUCAGGGAGCAUGGCUGCUAUCAAGGCUCUGGAGCUCUGGUGCCGAAGCCAGUGUGAAGGCUACCGGGACGUCAGCAUCACCAACAUGACCACUUCGUUCCGCAGCGGACUCGCCUUCUGUGCUCUCAUUCACAAGUUCAGACCGGACCUCAUAGAUUACGACUCUCUUCGCAAGGAGGAUGUGUUCAAGAACAACAGUCUGGCCUUUCGGGUUGCUGAGGAGAAGUUGGGGAUCCCCGCCUUGUUGGAUGCAGAAGACAUGGUGGCUUUGAGGAUCCCAGACAGACUGAGCAUCCUCACCUACGUCUCUCAGUACCAUAACUACUUCAAAGGACGGCCGCCUAUGGGGGGAGUGAAGAGGCCAGCAGAGGGCCCCAAGGAGAAGCCCCUGAGGAAAAAUCUACCGGUGCACGCUGAAACCUUUGUGUCAAAAAGCACCCGGGAGAACCGUUCAACUCCUGCAGACACCGUUCAGAGUUCUCCAAAGUCUACUGGCGCUGCAGCUCUGGCAGAGAAAACAGUUUUGACUGAGAAUUCCAACAAGUCCGGAACUCUGAACAGCAAGUGUGCUGCCUGCAAGAGUCACGUUCACCUGGUGCAGAGACACUUUGUGGACGGCAGACUCUACCACCGAAGCUGUUUUGUAUGCAGUGAGUGCUCCUGCGUUCUCCAUGUGGGAUCGUACAAAGCAGGGAAGACGCCUGACACUUUCGUUUGUAAAAACCAUCCGAGCUCUGGACCUCUGUCCUCAGAGGUUUCUGUUAAAAAGGGACCCGUGACUGUUUCAUCAGGACGAGCAACUGCAGUCACUAAGCCCCAGCCUGCCCCACAUCCCUCGUCUGUGUUGUUGUCUGCACCUCCAGAUGUUGUCCUGAAGCCAGUCCAUCCUGAUCCCCCGCCACAUUCGUGGACCCUUUCAGCUCAGAGGACUCAGGCUGCGAGGCAGAAGUUCUUCGAGGUUGCACAGGCAUCAACUGGCACCAAGGUGCCAGCAAGAGAUCUGAGUCCCACUGCUGAUAAAAUCAGAGCAAGGACUGUGAUUGGAAAGAAACUAGCCGAGGAAAACUUCAACAAUAACAACAAGCGACCAUUCACUAUACGAUCAGCAGAGAGACGGUUUGGAGAUGAGCCAGCGGGUCUUUGCAAAGAUAAACAAGGUAGAGAGGCAGCAGGAAACCUGGCAGGACAGGGCAACACCGGCCUCUUGAACCAGAAGGAAGCACCGGGUCCCAAGGUCUUCAGCAGAAAUGACAGCACAACACCGACUGCUGUGAACAACACUGCCAAAGAUGCUGUUGCCGAGUGGCAAGCGAAGCUCAACCCUGUGAAGCCACAAUCAGCAACAAGUGACCCCUCCUCUCAACGACAACAUAAACCAGUAACUACACCCCCGGCACCUAUGGAGGUUCCAGUCUCUACCUGGAAACCUCCGUUGGCUCCAACUUCUGCUGGACCGAUAUUUGUUCCUGCUCCUUUCAAAGAUGUGACUCAGAUAAAGCCUCCACAUGGGUUAAGGAGUCAGGUUGCUAAACCGCCGAACUGCUCGCCUGUGAAAUCCCCACCGAAAUGUCCAGCUGUGGAAUCCCGUGUCUCCUCCUCCUUCGCCGCCGCUCCACCCGUCCAUGAAAACUCAUCAGGUGCUAAAAAGGGAAAGUAUUUGUCACCCACUGACGCCUCCAGGACCGAAAUGAGGUCACCCUCCGUGAGGUCUUGUCAUAUCCCGCUGGAGCAGAUUGAGCAGGAGCUGGAUGAUAUUGAGACAAAUUUGGAACGGCUAGAGAGGGAAGGAGUGGAGCUGGAGAAGAAACUCCGGAGCUGUGAGGAAGAUGGCGACGGUGACAUUCUGAUGGAUCCACUGAUGGUCGACUGGUUCAACCUGAUCCGGAAAAAGCAAAUGUACAUUCGGAAGGAAUCUGAGCUUGUUUACAUAGCCAGGACUCAGGAGCUGGAGCAGCAGCAGCCGGGCGUGGAGUGGGAACUCCGUACACUGAUGGAGAAACCAGACCAUUUGAAAUCCAACGAGGAGAAACAGAAGGAGAAAAAGUUGAUGCAGCGGCUGAUGGAGAUCGUGGACAGGAGAAACGCCAUAGUGGAAGGUUUGGAUGAAGACCGGCUGAGGGAAGUUGAAGAAGAUCAGCAGCUGAAUGAAAUGAUGAGAAAUCUCGGAGUAAAGAAAACCAAACCAAAGAGGAAGUCUUCCAUUUCUAAACUGUUUCGAAGAAGAAGUAAAAGGAGAGUGGAGUAAGGUUUAGUCAUUUUAACUGAUUAUUAUGCUUAAUGAAUUGUAUUUAAAGUUAGAAUAAUAACAUUAGUGGCUUUCAGAAAACAUGUAUCAACUGAGAGGAAAUAAUUUUUAAACCAUGUUUUCUACUUUUUGUCCACUUUUCUACGGGUGGCUCACGUUUUCACUUUAGUUUCUCACAGUAAUGGUUGUUAUUGUUCCAAAGUUAUUGAUGCACAACAAUGCAAUUCGUAUCUUGAGACAUUUAUUUUUAAUGAUGACUUCUUGUGAUAUUUAUUAAUGUGACGUCUUGUCAAGUUCAAAUGGAUUAAAAAGUUAAUUUGUUUUAUGCAAAUACAUAUCUAUAAAUGUCUGUGAACUCACAAAGUAUUUCUUGACAAUGUUAGCAUGACGCUGAAUGGUUUUAUCAUUUUAAUUCUGAAUUCCGAAAAGUUCUGUCUCUCAGCAGAGGGGAAGGUUUUGUUUACCCUGGAUUGAAUUUCACAAUGGUGGUGUUUGUUUACGAAAAGUUACACUUUUGUUUGCCGACAAUUUGUUCUGUUGUUAUCACGGUUUCACGAAGCGAUCUCCUUUAAUUACGGUGCUUUAAUGCGCAUGCUGUGGGUGCGGAAAUUGCCUGUUUAAUUGAUUCCUUUUCAUUAAUGUUAAUUAAAUUAAACCCAAAUCUAUUAACUCAGAUGGUUGUGAAAUGUAUCAUUAUCUGAAUUCCAUGUGUGUUUGACUAGAAAAUAUCAGUAUGUUAAAAGUAGAUAUUAUUGGAUGAAGCCAUACAGACAAAUGGAGUUUAAAUGUCUCCCCAAAAAGUGUGCAACAAGUUAAGAUGUGUU